AUGCACAGGUCUGCAAGCUGGAACAGGUUCUCUGAUGAUUACUUCAAGCAUUCAGCAAUAACUCUGUCUCCAGGGCACAGAUCAUACUCUGUUUUUGACACCACCACUUUGCCAACGUAUGAUCCCAUUGCUGAGUUGGCAAAGAAGGAGAAGGCACGUGUCAAGUUUGCAGAGAAUGCAGUUCAUGUUAUCCCUUUUGUCCUCCUUGUUUGUGCCCUCGCUCUUUGGCUCUUCUCAAACCCAGAUAUAGAUGUGGGAAUGAUAGGAGAUCCAAUUGGAAGAAGCAUUGAAGGAAUGAGUCUUGAAGGAGAAAUUGAAAAUGACAGCGAUGGUACUCAAACGGGCUUCUUACCUAUUGUCAACCCAGAUGACAUUUCCACAAAAGAUUUUGCAGCUGAUAAACUUUCCAUUCAUCUAAAAAACUUUAAGUAA
Molecule: messenger RNA, 432 nt
Organism: Arachis stenosperma
Lineage: Eukaryota; Viridiplantae; Streptophyta; Magnoliopsida; Fabales; Fabaceae
Exons: 2
Coding region: 1-432 (143 amino acids)
Source: RefSeq, a predicted model, not a curated record